Molecule: messenger RNA, 837 nt
Organism: Arabis nemorensis
Lineage: Eukaryota; Viridiplantae; Streptophyta; Magnoliopsida; Brassicales; Brassicaceae
Source: the annotation of a GenBank genome assembly
AUGAUUCAACCAAGCUACGAUGAAACCGUCGAGGCAAUCAACAUAGAUCCGACAGAACUUAAGGAGAUCAAGGUGAUGGUUUCUCAAAUUCUAAAGAAUACAAUGAGACCUAAAGCACAUGAAGAAGGGACAGCCCCUCAUGAAGACGUUGAUCAAGAUUUCGUUGGAGAUUUUCCAGCAUGUGAUCUAAGCGAAGUUAGCUACAUAGGCUCACAAUACCAAAAUCUUGGGACUAGGAAUCACGGCCCCCAUUACAGUCCUAAGGAACGUUUUUAUACUAAUCAAAACGUGUCUCAAGAGACCAAUACCCAACCUAAGCAACAGUUUGCUAAUGGAGUUCAACACACUCAUGCGACUGGUUUUCAAGGCGUUGAAUCAAGAGAAAUUUCGGAGGAAGAUUUUGAGCCUUUGAUCAAUGAAUUUCACUAUGAACUCGAUAAGUUCAGAAAAGAAAUUCAUACUAGGAUGGAUAUAUUGGGACAUGACAUUAACAACAAGAUAGAAGAGAUUUCAUCUCAUGUUAAGCAAAUUGACCUCCAAAUCGCUUAUAUCGCCGGUACCAUUGGAAAACUGGAUGGGUUUCUUCCUGGAAAAGUUGAGGUGAAUCCAAGAAGUGAACACGUGAAGGUCAUGACAUUGAGAAGUGGAACACAACUAGAUGAAGUGUUAAUGCCAAAAGAAACCGGCGACAUUGUCAUAGAAGUGUUAGAAGAAGAUAAAGCACCUAAUGCAGAACCAGAGGUAACUCGUGUUUACAAGCCUAAGAUACCAUUCCCAAGUGCUUUGAAAAAGCCGAAGAAGGAGAAGGAACAAGCUAAACUAAAAGAACUUCUUUGA